This is a messenger RNA of Paramecium octaurelia, 664 nucleotides long. NCBI's taxonomy places the organism in Eukaryota, Ciliophora, Oligohymenophorea, Peniculida, Parameciidae. The record is from the annotation of a GenBank genome assembly.
AUGAAUUCUACCUAAGAAUGGGUCUUUCAUACAAGUGAUAAUCAAAUCAUUAAAUUUAAGAGUGAAUUAUUAAACUUCUGCGAUUUGUUGUAAGAUAAAGAAAUAGAUGAACCAUUGCCAGUUGCGAUUGAUGUAAAAGUUCAAAUUAAAGCCAUAGUUUGCAGUCCUCAGUGUAAUUAAGAAAUUUUGUGAAGUUCAUAAUUACGAGAGAGAGGCAAUAAGAAUUAAAAAACCAAUCAUCAAUAAUAAAAUUAAUGACAAUUUGGACUAAUAAUCAGUUCAGGCUUUAUAGUUAUCAGACGAACUAUUUGAUAAAGUCUUAGCAGCCUCCUAUUACUUGAGUUUUGAUCUCUUAAGACAGGCAUGCUUAUGUAUUUUAGCAUGUUAAAUUUACAUUGAUGAUAAUGAAAAUGACAUUGAAAGGUAGAGGAUUGUAUCAUAAAAAUAGAGCACGAAAACAGUAUGGCUUAAGUGAGAUAACACCAGAAUAGGAAAAUGAAGCUAUUACAAAGAAUAGACCUGUAUUUGAAUAAUUGUAGAAACAAUUUUUUGAAAUGCUCAAAUAGUUUGAAGAUGAACAAGAAGUAAAAUUAAGAUUAUAGCAAUAAAUAUAAUGAAUGACUAAUUUAUCAUUUAAAAAGUUUUAAUAUGAAUAUUAUCUGAC